AACUUGCUUUAAUAAUAUUCUUUUCUUUCUUUAGCUAAUUAAAAUCCAUAACAAUAUUUCUCUCGUCAUCAAAUUAUUUCCUUAAAAAUUUAUAAGAUCGGAUAUACACUAGAACAAAUUUCUGACCUCAUGGUUUCUUUCUGAACACAAAUCUCUAGACGUGCAUCAAAACCAUUAGCCACGUGUGACGUUUCGAAACUUUGUUUGGCGACAUCUCUUCUACGAAACACCUAAAAGAUAAAUAUGUAACUAAAAUAAUUUAAUUUCCAAAAGAGUGACUAACAUCUUUUUCUUUUUUAUUUUUGUUAUCAAGAGUGACGAGUAUUUAUACUCGACUUUUCUUUUGGUAAACCACACACACAAAAUCUUAAAUAAGAAGAAUCUUUUAAAUUUUUGUGUUGAGUGUGAAACAAAAAAAUAUGUGUUACAAAAUUCUUCUACCUCUUGUUAUUCCUCCGGAGAGCUUCCACGAAAAUACUCCGGUGGCAGAAGUGACGGUGGCAACAGAUGUGGAAGCCACCGCUGGUCACCGUAGCGGUGGUGACGGUGGCGGUGGAAAGAAGAAGUGUGUGUGUUCACCGUCGAAGCAUCCAAGAUCGUUCAAGUGUAGGUAUCAUCAACAUGAAUAUCAAUGGCUUCCUUCUUCUUCUUCUUCUUCUUCUUCUUCAUCCCUCCACAAAUAACACAUAUCAUCAAUUCAUCAUGUAAACAAUAAUUAUAUUUUUAUUAUUCAUGGUUAUUUUGAUUCGUUAAGUAUUUCAAUCAAAGUAGAAAUUGUGUUGUGGUUCUUGUUUUUCUUAAAAUGCUUAUUCGUCAGAAUCUUUAUAUAACGAUGUUGUUUCAUCUCAAAGUACUAAAUAUCGGCAGCAAUAAUCUUUUUAAAGGAAUACGUGGUUACUGUGAUUUCUGUAUAACUUAUUAGCUUUUUCGCUUAAAAACGGUUCAUAAAAAAAUGAUGUUACGUGUCGUGACUAAUUAAUCAACCGUAUGAGACUAUACUUCUUCACAAUUAUUUACGCAUUUUCAUAUGGUUUUGGAGUUUCAAUUUUCGAGAUACAACUUUCACUAGAGAAAUAUCGGAAAACAUAAAUUACAUUUGUGAAAAUUCGUAGAAACACAUGUGCGAAGAUCAAUCAUGACCCAUGAAUGAAUGUAAUCGAUCUCACGGAUGAUCUACAGAAAGUGAAACCACAAAUAACCCAACACUAUACUGUAAUUCUGUAUCAUGGACGGUUUGAUACGGUUUGGAUUUCGGUUCGAUUACGAAUCAUAAUUGUAUCCUUAAUUUUCUAAAUCGGAUCGGUUUGGUUUGGUGCAAAUUGGAUCGGUCUAACUUAACGUCUCUAAAAUCCGCAA
Messenger RNA from Arabidopsis thaliana (thale cress), 1356 nucleotides. RefSeq lists its product as uncharacterized. NCBI's taxonomy places the organism in Eukaryota, Viridiplantae, Streptophyta, Magnoliopsida, Brassicales, Brassicaceae. The coding region runs from base 420 to 683 and encodes 87 amino acids. The record is from RefSeq and is marked reviewed. The transcript has a single exon.